AUGUCCUUCGUGGAGCUGCUGGCCCGCCUGGGCGGGAUGGGCCGCUUCCAGGUGACCUACGUGGCCGCGCUGGCCAUCCCGCUGCUCAUGCUGGCCAGCCACAACCUCCUGCAGAACUUCACCGCCGGCGUCCCCGAGCACCACUGCUGGCCCCGGCCCGUGGCCAACGCCACCCUCGCCGACGUCCCCCUCGUCGUGUCCAUCCCCUCGGACGGCCACCGCCGGCCCCAGCGCUGCCGCCGCUUCGUGGAGCCCCAGUGGCACCUCUUGGACGUCAACGGCUCGGCCAACGCCGUGGCCAACGGCACGGCCACCGAGGCGGCCACCGAGCCGUGCCACGACGGCUGGACCUACCUGGACGGCAUCUUCACCGACACCAUCGUCACCGAGUGGGACCUGGUGUGUGAGUCCAAGAAGCUGAGGCAGGUGGCCCAGUCCAUCUACAUGGCCGGGAUCCUGCUGGGCUCCGGGCUCUUCGGGGUCCUCUCUGACAAGUUCGGGCGCCGGGCGCUGCUCACCUGGUGUUACCUGCAGCUGGGGGCGACGGGGGUGGGCACGGCCGCCGCCCCCUCCCUCCUCGUCUACUGCCUGUGCCGCUUCCUCACCGGGCUGGCCAUGGCCGGGGUGUCCCUCAACUCCGCCUCCCUGUGCAUGGAGUGGAUCCCGACGGGGGCGCGGGCCGUGGUCGGGACCAUCAAUGGCUACUGCUACACCCUGGCAGUUCGUGCUGCGGCCGCGGCCUUCGCGCUCCCGCGCUGGCGGCAGCUCCAGCUCGUCGUGUCCCUGCCCUUCUUCGUCUUCUUCUUCUACUCCUGGCUGUACGUGGAGUCGGCGCGCUGGCAAGUGACCUCGGGGCGAGCGGACCUGGCCCUGCGGGGGCUCCGCAAGGUCGCGCGGGUCAACGGCCGCAAGGAGGAGGGGGACAAGCUCAGCGAGGAGGCGCUGCGGGCUCUGGUGCGCCGGGAGCCGCCGCUGCGGCGGGGCCGUGGCCGCGCUCGUCCGGACCCCCGGCAUGAGGACGGUGUCGUGCGGGGUCUCCUUCGUCUGGUUCUCCACCAGCUUCGCCUACUACGGGCUGGCCAUGGACCUGCAGGGCUUCGGCUUCAACGUGUACCUGAGCCAGCUGGUGUUCGGCGCCGUGGACAUCCCGGCCAAGCUCCUGUCCGUGCUGGUCAUCUCCUGCUUCGGCCGGCGCGCGGCCCAGGGCGGCUCCCUGGCGCUCGCCGGCCUCUGCAUCCUGGCCAACAUCUUCGUGCCCAGCGAGCUGGCGACGCUGCGCAUGGCCUUCGCCGUGGUCGGGAAGGGCGCCUUGGCCGCCUCCUUCAACUGCGCCUACAUCUUCUCCGGGGAGCUCUUCCCCACCGUCAUCAGGCAGACGGGGAUGGGCCUGGGGGGCACCAUGGCCCGCGUGGGGGGGAUGGUGGCCCCCCUGGUGCGCAUGGCGGCCGACGUGACCCCGGUGCUGCCCCUGGUCAUCUACGGGGCCGCGCCCAUCGUCUCGGCCAUCGCCACCCGGCUUCCUGCCCGAGACCCGCAACGCGCCCCCUGCCCGAGACCAUCAAGGACGUCGAGAGGCGGGCGGGUCACCUCGAGGACGACGAUGUCGCCGUCCCCCUGAGCAGCACCAAGAGCAAGGACGGCGCCUGAGGGGGAGUUUGGGACCUCCCGGGGGGAUUUUGGGGCCGGGCCCCCGUUGGGUCCCCUGGACCCUCCCCCCCGGGGUUAUUUAUUGAAUCCCAAUAAAACCUCACGGGAAUUUCGGGAUCCGGCACCGCCUGCGGCCGUUCCGGGGGGGCCGAGGGGUCUGGGGGUGUCCCCCCCCCCGAAGGGGGCUCAGACAUCCGGGAAUCCCCCCCGGAGCUCGUUAACGAGGAUUAAUUGGAAUUCCCGGAGCUCGUCGGCCUUUGCCCCAGUUCGGGUGAUUUGGCUGCAAAAUAAAUCUGGGAACGGGAUUAAUUCGCGUUUCCAGGCGGGGAAAAAAAGCCCCAAAUGGGGCAGAUUUUACCCCAAAAAGAGGGCGGCACAACCUCAGGGUCAGCUCUUGGAGAAGCCACAUCCCAAUCCCAAACCUGGGAUUUUUUACCCCAAAUCCAGGCACCCAUCAGCCCCCAAACCCUCCAUUUUUGCCCCAAAUCCACAUUGUGCUCUCAAAUCCCCACUUUUGCUCCAAAAUUCCUGUUUUUAGCCCCAAGAUCCUCAAUUUUUGCCCCCAAAUCCCACACUUUUUUACCCCAAAUUUGCCCCCAAACCUCAUUUUUGCCCCAAAUUUCCCACUUCUCCCCAAACUUCCCAUUUCCCCCCAAAAAACCCCCACACUACUCCGUUUUUUGCCAUUUUUAUUACGAAAAAUGAGCCGUUUUGGUGUCGUUUUGCUCUUUCCUGGAUAAGACACAACUGUGAAGCUUCGCUGAGGGGAAUUUGGGAUAAAUCCCCCGUUUUGGGACAUUUCCAUGUCCCCACCCCCCAUCAGGGCACAGAAACGGGGGGAAAAAAGCCCAUUUUGAACCAAAACGCCGUCGAUUCCCCCCAAAAUCGUGCUUGGGAUGGGGAGGAGAGAAACCACCGGGAUGAGCCUCAGAUCCAGAAUUCUGGGGGGGGAUUUUCGGGAUUUGAGUCAAUUUUGAGCAAUUUUUGGCUAAUUUUCCAGUCAUUUUGGCCAGUUCUGGGGUAUUUCGGUCAUUUUUGGGUCAUUUCCAUGAUUUUUUGGGGUUCUUUCGGUCGUGUUUUGGUUACAUUUUGGAAUAUUUGGAUUUUUAGAAUUCUGGGGGAUGCGUUCAUCACUUGGGGGUUGUUCGGUCAUUUUAGGGCCAUUUCAGUCAUUUUGGGGUUAUUUUGGUCAAGCUUGGGGCUAUUGGAGUCCUUUGGGAGUUAUUUUGGGGGUAUUUUAGUGCUUUUAGGGCUAUUUUGGUCUCUCUUUGUUAUUUUAACACUUUUGGACUGUUUCAGUCAUUUUGGGGUUAUUUUAAUAAUUUGAGGGGGUCUUUUGGUCAUUUUGGGGGCUAUUUGGUCACUUUUGGGGCUAUU
Molecule: messenger RNA, 3024 nt
Organism: Corvus hawaiiensis (hawaiian crow)
Lineage: Eukaryota; Metazoa; Chordata; Aves; Passeriformes; Corvidae
Product: solute carrier family 22 member 6-like
Biological process (GO): transmembrane transport
Cellular component (GO): membrane
Molecular function (GO): transmembrane transporter activity
Source: RefSeq, a predicted model, not a curated record